AUGAGCGCUGGACACCCUCACGAUGCGGAGGUGCUGAUCAUCGGCGCGGGCUUCGCGGGCUUGACGGCCGCACGGGUGUUGAGUGCCUACGGUGUCCGUAGCAAGGUGCUCGAGGCGCGGAACCGCCUGGGCGGUCGCGCGCACACCUUGGAGCUGAUGGAUGAGGCGAUGGAGCCAGAGGUGGCUGAAGAAGGUUGUAAUUAUCUUCACGGCUGCAGUGAUGAUCACCCCUUGUUUCUGCUGGCAGCGCGUCUUGGCAUUCCCACUGCAGUGGCCACGGGCGACCUGGGUUGUCAGUACGGUGGCUGGGAAUCCGCAGAGCUGGCCGAGUGGCACGAUGUGGACGCUGGCGAGGAGAUCCCCGUGGAGGAGGUGUUGGAUGCAGCUCUCUUGCUUCAACAUGUCAUCUAUGGCGUGGCCGUUUUGGCCGAACGCGACGACGCCGACGCCACGGUGGAGGUGCUCUUCGAGCGCGCGCUGCUGGAGAUCCUGGAUCGGCGCAAGGCCGCAGGGCGCCGCAGUGAAGCAAGCUUGACAGCAAGAGAGCGUGCUUUGAUCUAUAAGAUUCGAGGUCGACAUUUGGGCUAUGUGGCUCCAUGCUCACGCAUGCCUCCCACCCAGAUUGUAGCAUCCACCUCCCUAGCACGUGCAGAACAAAUUUUUCGGGAUGGCCACUGGCCGCACAGCGAAGAAGGCCUUCAUGAGGGGAUGCUGCGUUUAUGGCGGCAGAAGUUGGCGAUUAUCCAAUCCUUCUCGGAUGGGCCAAAGAGCUCUGUGACGGAUGAGCCGGAGGAUGACUUUGAAGAUCGGCUGCUGUUGGGCGGCGGCUUUCGGACCUUUAUCGAUUGUUUGGCAGAAAACGCGCAGGUGCUGCUGGAUGAGGUAGUCAAGGAGGUCAUCCAAGAAGAAGCAUCGGUGAGGAUGCUGUGCGGACCGAACCGGAGCCUCCGCGCGGCCUUCGGACUGGUCACGGUGCCCUCGGGCGUCCUGGCGGAGCUGCAUCCGGAGAGCCAGAUCCGCUUUGACCCCCCACUGCCAGAGGAGAAGAUGACUGCAAUCAGGCGUUUGUCCAUUCCACGCUGUGGGGCCUGUACGCAUGAGAAGGUGCUUUUGCGAUGGCCCAAGGGGUCUGCUUUCGUGCUGAAGAAGCUGGAUCCAGCCGGGGCACCUCUCCAAUUUGAGACCACGGACGCCAGGUUUCACUUCUUGAAUCUUCACAAGUAUGGGCGCAGGGGACAGCUCCUGUGCCACAUCUGGGGUGAUGCCCAGUGGGAGCAGCACGAGCAUUUGAGCGAUGAAGAAUUGGUUUUGGAGGUGGUGAAGGGCUUGCGUGCCAUGUUUCCGCAAGAUCAAGAGCUCAUUCUGUUACCUCCUCUCUACAAGGUCACCCGCUGGUCUCUGGACCCCUUUGCCCUUGGAGCUUACACCGAGUUUCAAGCCUCGGCAGCUUCCGAGGAGGACCGGACCCUCUACGCGCGUGCGGAGCAACGGCUCCACUUCGCCGGGGAGGGCGCGAUCUGCGGCGAUCUGGGUGCCCAAUGCACCCACGGUGCGGUGCUCUCGGGCGCUUGGGCAGCGGUGGAGCUGCUUCGACGUAUGCAGCUGGAGCCGGUGGAGUUGCUGAAGGAGACAGCGACGUCGGGAGCCCGAGGGCCUGGUGACCUGGACGUCGCUGCUUUAGUGGAGCUCUUGGCCACUGGGCGCCGGAAACGGAAGCGGGUCGAGUCAACAUAA
Durusdinium trenchii is the source of this 1734-nucleotide messenger RNA. The record is from the annotation of a GenBank genome assembly. NCBI's taxonomy places the organism in Eukaryota, Dinophyceae, Suessiales, Symbiodiniaceae.